AGUAAGUUGAACGACGAGAACGUUUCACUUAAUCUCUCUCGCUCACAUUCAUAUUCACAUCAAACGACAGUCUUCUUUCUUCUAUCUGUCUAUCUGAUACUACUAACUACGUCUAAUUCAUAGAUAAGUCAUUGAUAGGAAGCCAUUGAUAAUCCGCAGCUGAUUGAUUAACACCUCGCUACUGUGACGGGCGCCCAAGCACCCACGGGGAGAAUUAUUCUUCCGGGUUUUUUUUUAAAAGUUGACAUCGUCAGGAGCACUAUAUACUAUCAGCUCAAUAACUCGACGGCCCAACCGAAGCAAACAGCCAUGUGUACGAUGUUUUACACGCCACAUACCUGUGGAUGCCAGAAGGACUCAAAGUUUGUGCAAUGCGAGGCACGUCAAGGCACGAACGUUCGUUGUUCCCUGUACGCUAGGGAACAACUGAGCCUGGUAGGAAACUACUGCGAGAAUCAUCUUGUGAAAGACACUGCACCUCUACAAAUGCGUCAGUGAAUGAAGAACUGGAAAAGCUAGCUAGUAAUAGUAUCAAAGUAGUGCUAGUACUAGCCUCAAGUUACAUGUUACUCCAACGAUACGUGCACUCUAUUGUAAAGUUGAAAUUAAGCAAAGCUGUUCCGUGAAGGUUCCUGUAUUGUACCUAGAUCUCCCUAUACCCCCCGACAAUCUCCCUGACUCAGUCAACAUGCCCUC
Suillus discolor is the source of this 696-nucleotide messenger RNA. RefSeq lists its product as uncharacterized. The record is from RefSeq and is a predicted model, not a curated record. Lineage: Eukaryota; Fungi; Basidiomycota; Agaricomycetes; Boletales; Suillaceae. The coding region runs from base 310 to 498 and encodes 62 amino acids. The transcript has 3 exons.